This is a messenger RNA of Rotaria sordida, 369 nucleotides long. The record is from the annotation of a GenBank genome assembly. NCBI's taxonomy places the organism in Eukaryota, Metazoa, Rotifera, Eurotatoria, Philodinida, Philodinidae.
AUGUCUGAAGAUAAUAAUAAUAAUAAUAAUAAAAUUCAUUUACCAAUAAAAAUUUUUAAUUGUCAAGAAGUUAAAAAACGUAUACAUGAAAUUCUUCAUGAUAAUUUACAUGAUAAACAAUAUGAUUUAAAUCAAUGUAAUUUUUUAGCUAAAAAUCUUUCAAAUAUUAUUAAAAAUUCAUUAAAAAUAUUUGGUUAUGAACGUUAUAAAUUUAUAAUACAAAUUAUUAUUUGUCAACAACAUAAUGAAAAUUUACAAAUGAUUUCUCGAUCAUAUUGGGAUUCUGAAACAGAUAAAUUUGCACAAUCAAUUUAUAUUAAUCAAUUUUUAAUAUGUGUUGCAACAGCUUUUGCUGUAUUUUAUUAUUAA